AUGACAGACGCCUGUCAAGCUGGACCAAACAACUGUGGUGACCAGACAAUAAAGGGCGAAAAGUUCUGUGAGAAGCGUGCGUUGAUACCAUCCAGACUCAUGAAGCAGAGGCUUACCAACCCAGACGCCGAAUGCACCGACCCUGAUUGUCACGUCAGGUUUGAACCCUACAACCUGAGAUACUCCCAGAUAGGAGGAGACAGAUGGUUUUGUCCAGACCAUGCCUGUACAGAGGGGGGCUGCUACAAGAGACGUCGAGACUCUGUCACAUUGUUCUGCGCAGCGCAUGCCAAAGAGAACCAAUGCAGCAAGCCAGGCUGCGAAGAGAUCCGGGUUCCCGACGGCCAGCUCUGCAAGCAGCACACCUGCGACGAGCCGGGGUGUCUUCUGGAAGUCUACCCACAGGGCCAGAACGGACAGAUGUGCUCCCAACACCAGCCCUGCGGGUAUGCAGGCUGCAGGCGCUUUACACCCCUAGAUGGCAAUGGGCAUCCGGAGAAGUUAUGUGCCUACCACCACCUGUGCCGGGCCCCCGGCGACCCCUGUGAUGGCAUAGUCGAUGGCAACAGCGACUACUGCCCACAGCACAAGUGCGGUGUGAUGGAGUGCAACAGAUGCCGUGACAACCUACGGGUCCCAGAGAACCGGUGGUGUACCCCUCAUACUUGCAUAACCGAGGGGUGCCAGCAAUGCAUCGACAACACGAACGACCCAAACUCGCGACACUGCUCUAUGCACACGUGCUCAUGGAGAGGCUGCUCCGGGGAGGCCCGCAUGAACAGCCGGUUCUGCUCUGAUCACGUCUGCAGGCGACGCAGGUGCGAGCGUUCACGAUUGGAGGGAUCCCACUUUUGCCCGAGUCACUCGUGCCGCAAUCGAGGAUGUCCUAAUGCCGCCAGACGCCAAGGGGGUUGUUGCGUCGAGCACGGUGGUGGGCGGGACGAGUUUUCUGAGAGUGACUCGGAAUCUUCCCACCGCCGCAGACGGCACAGACAUGACCAGCUGCGACGCGAUGACCAUCACCGCGGUCCUAGACGAGUCAGCCCUGGCCACCGCCGGCCACGAAGGCAGGAGGAGGAAGAGCAGGAAGACGACGGGUACUACACUGUGAGUGGGAGAAAUUCCAGGAACGCCAGCCCGGGGCCUCGUUGGGCACCAAGACGCGACGGGUUCGAGCCGAACGUUCCAUGGUGGGAUGGGUUCCAGGCGAAUGUUCCACGACGAUUCAGGAACGCUCGGGAGGCCGAGGAGAUGGAAAGGGCGUUCCAACAGAUGGACAGGCACGUCCGGGACCGUAAUCAACGAUGGUUUUAG
Fusarium keratoplasticum is the source of this 1314-nucleotide messenger RNA. RefSeq lists its product as uncharacterized. The transcript is spliced from 3 exons. The record is from RefSeq and is a predicted model, not a curated record. Lineage: Eukaryota; Fungi; Ascomycota; Sordariomycetes; Hypocreales; Nectriaceae. Bases 1 to 1314 code for a protein of 437 amino acids.